This is a messenger RNA of Drosophila bipectinata, 4858 nucleotides long. It is a transcript of the gene Ranbp21, whose product is annotated as exportin-5-like protein Ranbp21. Gene Ontology annotation, cellular component: nucleus; RNA nuclear export complex; cytoplasm. The record is from RefSeq and is a predicted model, not a curated record. Lineage: Eukaryota; Metazoa; Arthropoda; Insecta; Diptera; Drosophilidae. Gene Ontology annotation, molecular function: nuclear export signal receptor activity; RNA binding; small GTPase binding. Gene Ontology annotation, biological process: RNA export from nucleus; protein export from nucleus.
CAGGCCUGGCAUCGCCAAGGCAUUGCAAAAAUAUCGCGCGAAUUUCAUAAGCCAUUUUACCUGUUUGUUAGUUGUCAGUCAAUACCGACACAUAUCCAAAUGAGUUUGAACAAACUACACCCCGAAUUACUCACUUAUAAAAUAGUAAUAAAAUAAAUCACAAAAUUUGCACAUCUCACCGACAUCGCGUGCCAUCUGGCAACAUCCGCGAGGCGGCUGUCAACCCUGCCCGUUUGCGAUUUGCUGCACAUUGUUCUAACGACCAGCCGGAAAGGAAAGGAAAACCAUUUCCGUGGGCCACUUGAAUGCGAUUCAAAUGUGAGACCCUCGACGCCGAAUGCUAAGUUCCCUGGCAUUGGCGCAACCCAAAGCAAUCCACCGGAGACACUAAGAGCCACAACUAGAGCACUCAGCAGACCGCACUCGGCAAACCACACUUCGCACAGCCACACGCACACCCUAACAUCCUCACCCUCACCCACAUACGGCUGCCCCCCCCCGCCCCACACCCCUAAUCGAAAGAAAAACGUUGUCUGGCUGGCUAUAGCUAAAACCGCAUUGGGCAGCGGCAAGGAAGGGGGCACGGAAUCCGAAGAUCCGAGGAAGAAGCGACCGGGCAAGCGAGCGAGAGCCAUCAGCUAGCCAUGGCCCAGCACGUAGCCGGCGGAGGAGGAGGAGGCACCGAGGCUCUGGCCGCGGAACUUGCCAAGGCGGUGGACCUCAUAAUGCACCCACUAACCCAGCAGCAGGCACGUCUGGAGGCCUACAUGGCCUGUGAACGUUUCAAAGAGGAGUCGCCGCUUUGCGCUCAGGUGGGCCUCUUCCUGGCCAGCUCGCCCCAGUCCAACCAACAGGUGCGCCAUUUCGGGCUGCAGCUAAUCGAGUACACAAUUAAGUUUCGCUGGAACUGCAUUACGCACGAGGAGAAGGUUUAUAUCAAGGACAACGCCAUCAAGAUGCUGAACGCGGGCGUAGGCCCAGCGGAGGAUCGCACACUCUUGCCGACCAAGGACGCCUUGUCGCGGAUUAUCGUCGAGAUGAUCAAGCGCGAGUGGCCGCAACAGUGGUCCGACUUGUUGCCGGAACUGAGCCAGGCCUGUACCAAGGGCGAGGCCCAGACAGAGCUGGUGCUGCUCGUGUUCCUGCGACUGGUGGAGGAUGUGGCGCUGCUGCAGACGAUCGAGUCGAACCAGCGCCGCAAGGAUAUGUACCAGGCACUGAACAACAACAUGAACGACAUCUUUGAGUUUUUUCUGCGGCUCGUGGAGCAGCACGUGACCGCGUUUCGCGAGACGACGCAACUGGGCAACUUUCCUAAGGCGAACGCACACAGCCGUGUUGUCGAAAUAGUGCUGCUGACGCUGAGCGGGUUCGUGGAGUGGGUCAGUAUCCAGCACAUCAUGUCGAGCAACGGCAAGCUCAUACACUUUUUAUGCAUUUUGCUAAACGACAAGGCAUUCCAGUGCAACGCGGCCGAGUGCCUGGCGCAGAUAUCGAACCGCAAGGGCCAGGCCAAGGAGCGCAAGCCGCUGAUGCAGCUUUUCAACGAGGAGCCGCUCCGCUACAUCUACCAGGCCAGCCAGAUACUGCCCGAUUCGGACUCGGGCCUGUCCAUCGAGCAGCAUCACAACUUCCUCAAGAAACUGUUGCAGGUGCUCAGCGGCAUGGGCCAGCAGCUGGUGGCGCUCUGGGGCAAGGAUGACGCCACCCAGCGCCCGGUACACCUGGAGAUUCUGCUCGAGUGCCUGCUGGUCCUGGUGCAGCAUCCCUCGCUGACCAUCGCCCACGGUUCGGCACUGAUUUGGCAGCUGCUGCUUAAGCACGAGCCGAGCUCCAAGGACUUUGCCACAAUCAACUACAUUCCCAAGCUCAUCCACACGAUUGCGCCGCGGAUCGUGAAACUGCCAUAUCCCCCUGCCACAAGUGCACCUGCUACCAUGUGCACGGACGCCUACAUCCGGAUGGAGUACGACAGCGAGGAGGAGUAUGCGCUCCACUUCUUCCGCUAUCGCACCGACUUCCUGGAGAUCUUUCGCCUGGCCACGUUGGUCCAGCCGCUCGUCACCUAUGGAUACUGCGAACGCUGGCUACACCAGCGGCUGCGCAACGCCGCCACCGAAGCCCAGGCAGAGGUCAAGACCGGUGUCAUAUCAUGCAGUGUCCUGGAUCCCGUCUACCUGGAAUGGGAUGCUCUGGUCAGUGUUCUGGACGGUGUCCUUAGCCGCAUCCUGCUCGUGGCGGAGCGACCGUCGGUGCCGGCGGGUCUGCGCCUGCUGGAAGAGUGCCUUGAGCUGGAGACCACCAAUCCGCUCACCUACUCCAUUCUACUGUCGUGCAUUUCGGCGCUAUUCGUCUUCCUCAGCAUGUCCUCGUGCCAGAUCACGCCCAGCAAUUGUGUGGCCAUGAGCGGGGUCAGCCUGCUGCCGCGUGUCCUCGACAAGAUCUUUCGGGCCCUGGUCAUGAAGCCGCCCAACGAGCUGGAGAAGGUGCAGGCCAAGUCGGCCAAGAAUCUGCGGCGUCAUGCUGCCUCGCUGCUCGUCAAGCUGGCCCACAAGUACCCGCUGCUGCUGCUGCCCGUCUUCGACCAGAUUAGCGGGCAUGUGGAGCUGCUGCUGAAGGAGCCCGGCCAGCACCAGCUGUGCCGCAUGAUGCGGACCACGCUGCAGGAGGCGCUCAUCCUAAUCUCGAACCACUUCUGCGACUUCGAGCGCCAGACCCUGUUCAUCGAGCAUAUCAUUCAGGACAAGCGCACCGAGUGGCUGGCCAUCGGCGAUGUCCUCAAGUCGCCGCUGGACUUUAUGCGCUUCGUGGGCCUGGACAAGCCGCCCAUCUUCGCGGUGGAGGGCGACAUCACCCUGUCGAAUCGAUCACGGCUACUGGACGCCCUGCACGUCGUCCUCGGCGUGGUGAAGCGCUGCACCUGGCCGGACGACCCGGACCGCGCCCAACGCGGUGGCUUCGUCAUCGGCUGCACCGAGCUGGGCAAUCCCAUCUGCCGCAAUCCGGCCACCAAGCACGUGGUACCGCUGCUCUCCCAGGUACUGGGACUGAUGCGUAUCCUAAACGAGUUGUUCGCCCCGGAGGCACUGGCCGCCCUGUCCGAGGGCUAUCGCGGCAUCCACGGCAUGCUGGAGCACGAGAAGAAGCUGCUGAUGGGGAUCUGUGCCUUGCCAGCCGAUCCACUGGACACCACCAUUCGCAGCGAGCCGACUGCCUUCGAGAAGAUGCAGACCUUCAUGAUGAUGAUCACCGAGGGCUGUUACCACCUGAUGGGCUCGGCGGGUCCGUCGCUGGGUCGCGAUCUCUACCAGCUGCUGGGCCUGGCGGACGCUCUGGUUACGAACGUCUUCGCCCGCCUGGACGUGGUGCCCGACUACCGGCUGCGCCCCAUCAUCCGUGUCUUCUUCAAGCCGUUCGUCUACUCCUGCCCGCCCAGCUUCUACGACAGCGUCCUGGUGCCGCUGUUCUCGCACCUGGCUCCGCUCAUGUGCGAGCGCCUGUCCCGUCGAUGGAUCUACAUAGCGUCGCUGUACGAGAGCGGCCAGUUGGACGGCGAGGUGAACGACACGCAGGAGGUGCUCGAGGACCAGCUGAACCGCACCCUGACCCGUGAGUACUUGGAUGUGCUGAAGAUCGCUCUGGUGGGCGGGCAGAUCGGAGCGGAUCAUGUGUCGUCGGGGGCCAAUGCGAACGUGAAUGCCAACAGCAGUGCCGUGGCGAUGGAGAACGAGGAGCAUUCGAUGGACAGCGCACCCCAGUCCCGGGCCAGCCAGUCGGCCCUGCUCUCGGACAUAGUCUCGGAUCUGGGCGGCAAGCUGCUCCGCAACGGUCUCAUCGGCAACUAUGUGCUGAUGACGCUGCUGAAGGCCAUCGCCUGGAACGACGGGAUAACCAGCAUGCGGGCGGUGAAUAUAGCGGCGCCAGUGAUGCGAUUCCUUGCCGCCGAGAAGCUGAUGGACGAGAACAAGGCGGUGACGGCAUUUACGGCGGUGCUGCAGGGCAUGCAGGUGCAUGGGCAGCACGAGGCCAACCAGUCGGGUCUAGUCACGCUGGGUGUGCAGUUCUAUGAGCUGUUGCGCCCGCACUUCCCCAUCCUCAGCGAGGUCCUGCAGCACAUACCGAGCGUGAACGCGGCCGACAUCCAGAAGUUCGACGAGAAGAUCUCUGUGGCGCCCGUCAAGGGCAACAAGGUGGAUCGGGCCAAGAAGGAUCUGUUCAAGAAGCUAACCGCCCAGCUGGUGGGGCGCAGUGUUAACCAGCUGUUCCGGCACGAGGUGCAGAUCGCCAACCUGCCACCGAUGCAGUCGCACAAGUCCAAGUCCGGUUCGGGCGACAUCAUGGACAGCAAUCAGAACGCGAGCCUGACUCGGCUAUUUGGUCCGGAGAAGUGACAGGGACUGUUGUCCCAGACACGCUCCACACAAACAGAGACGACGACGACGACGACGACUGCACACAAGGAAACACAAAACACGAAACAGAGAAGAAGGAGGAGGAGGCGGCGUCGCAGCGGAGACGCAGCCAUAAGCGGAGUAGCUCGUCCGGUCCUGGUCGUAGAACGGGAUCGGAUCAACGAGCCGGAGGCCACCUCAGCUGCCAAACUAGCGACGACUGAACUUAAAAUAAUUGUAAACUAGCCAAGACGAUGGAGCAUUAUGUAGCCUGAUGCAGCCUAGCCCAGGAUCUAGAACUAGAUCUCCGCUGCCGCAGGACCCGAAACCGUAACCGUAACCGAAAUCGAAAUCGAAACCCGACAUCCCAACAUCCCAUAGUGGAAUCAAUCCAGUUAUCGUUCAGUCUUGAGCAAUAUUUGAUUUAUUUAUUUAUUUUACGAACUAAAUUUAAUGCCCGCACGUAA